GAACUCGAUGACAGCACACUGCUGCCGACAUUCCUUGCCCAAGAUCCCGCAAGGAUGCAAGCGGCCAUGAAUAUGAUUGCUGAUGGGACUAUCAAUCUCACGCACUUCUUCCAUGAACAUCCAUAUCAAACGGUGAUCGACCCAGCAACUGGCAAACAGAAUCCACAGCUCGUUUCUUUCCUAGAUGAUCUCAUACAGGCCUACGGAGGUAGCUUUCCCAACCUUUCUCGGUUUGCGGAGGGCCAAUCCAGAAACUUGCAGCAACCAGAGGAGAAAUUAGUAGGAGAUUUUGAAAUCCUUGGUGCCGUGCUUUCUGCAUGUCGCAGCGAUAGAGCGGAUGUACAGAUCAGAGAAUCAGCAAAUGAUGCGGAGAUUAUUGCAAAGGUUUGGGGCGCUUUUGCGCAACGAUUGAAGAAUGUCUCAUCUAUGCAGCAUACCGAAGCCGUGGUCAGGACCUUUCUGGGAGGUUUGGACAUACUCGAAAAACUACCUGCAUCGAAGACAAGAGCGGCAAGCGCUUCAGACCUUGCGUGCUUAGUCCACGUUCUUGACACCAAAGAGCAUGUUAAAGCUUUUAAUCGCGCGAUUGAAAUUGGGAUUUCCACACACGACGCCGAGUUGAUCUACAAAGCAGUGCUAUCGCUCCAACAUCUCAAUCGAGACUGCAUUCGGCGCUGCGCAUUAUACUUGAUGAAAAAGGCUCGUAGAGGGAAAUCGCUGGAAAUCUUUCAUGCUGUGCCAGACGCUAUUGGCAAGGCGAUAGGUUAUCCUGCGAUAGUUGUGAAAGAGUGGUACGACCAUGGCGGGGUUUAUACAGACCCGAUCACCUGGGCAGAGCGGGAAAUUGGACCACCUCAGAAAUCAGAAUAG
Molecule: messenger RNA, 870 nt
Organism: Bipolaris maydis ATCC 48331
Lineage: Eukaryota; Fungi; Ascomycota; Dothideomycetes; Pleosporales; Pleosporaceae
Source: RefSeq, a predicted model, not a curated record